AUGACCAUCAAGCAAUGGGAGGAUGAGAUGCUGAGGUCUUACAUUACCCGCUUUAACAAGGAGGCCCUCUCGAUUGAUGAAGCUGACAACAAAAUACUCGUGGCUGCGUUUACCAAUGGGUUAUGGAAAGGGAAGUUUUUGUUUUCCUUAUACAAAAACGACCCAAAAACCAAGUCAGACGUACUUUAUAGGGCUACUAAGUACAUGAAUGCGGAAGACGUGUUACUAGCUCGAGAAGAGAAGCCCAAGAAGAGGGAAAGGCAAGAAGAUACCCAACAAGAAAGGGGACGGAAGAUGGCUAGAACCGGAGACCAAUGGGAGGAUAGGCGCUUCAAACCCCCCAUUGGAAGGUUCACUAACUUCACCCUGCUGAUUGCCCCGAUUGAUCAGGUGUUGAUGCAGAUAAAGGACAACACGGCCUUGACAUGGCCUGGCAAGUUAAAGGGAGAUCCUAACAAGAGGUCCAGGGACAAAUACUGCUGCUUUCAUCGGGACCACGGUCAAAACACGUCCGAAUGUUAUGACCUAAAGCAGCAGAUUGAAGCCCUUAUUAGACAAGGGAAACUAUAG
Molecule: messenger RNA, 570 nt
Organism: Quercus lobata
Lineage: Eukaryota; Viridiplantae; Streptophyta; Magnoliopsida; Fagales; Fagaceae
Exons: 1
Coding region: 1-570 (189 amino acids)
Source: RefSeq, a predicted model, not a curated record